AUGCCCCAAGAGAAGGCAAAAUGUCAAGAUACGAGUUCGAAAUUUCAAGGCCUAUCAUCUUUGACCAGAGAGCAACGAGAGGACCGUCUUCGGUGGCGUUGUGCAUUAAUGCUUGGCGAGGAUCCCGAUAAGUUUAUGAUGAUUAGAGAAAAAGGGGAAGACUCCAAGAAGUACAUAAAAAUGUCAAUCCGUGAAAUGUUAAUAAGUGAAGAAUUAUUGUAA
Ambispora gerdemannii is the source of this 222-nucleotide messenger RNA. The record is from the annotation of a GenBank genome assembly. NCBI's taxonomy places the organism in Eukaryota, Fungi, Glomeromycota, Glomeromycetes, Archaeosporales, Ambisporaceae.